This is a messenger RNA of Theobroma umbraticum, 1383 nucleotides long. RefSeq names its product GDSL esterase/lipase At4g16230-like. The record is from RefSeq and is a predicted model, not a curated record. Lineage: Eukaryota; Viridiplantae; Streptophyta; Magnoliopsida; Malvales; Malvaceae. Gene Ontology annotation, molecular function: lipase activity. Gene Ontology annotation, biological process: lipid metabolic process.
UGAGUUAAUUAACUCCUUUCAAUUUGGGACGUUGGUCAUAACACAUAACAUAAAGUUGUACCUGAUCUGCAGAUCUUCCAAACAAUUUUAUCAGUUAGCUUGUCUGGUUGUCUUGCAAAUUUUUGGUACAUGGGCACCAUUUCGAACAGGCUUAUCAUCAUUUGCUCAAUGUGUCAGAUUUUAGCAGUCCACUUGUCGCCAUGCAUCUGCUCUGCAGCAAAUGUUUCCGCUAUUUUUGUUUUUGGAGAUUCUCUGGUUGAGGCAGGAAACAACUACUACAUUAACACCAUUGCAAAGCCAGGGUACCCAAAUGGUAUUGACUUUGCGAAAGGGAGUCCAUCCGGACGAUAUACCAAUGCUCGAACAGUUGCUGACAUUAUAGAAGAGGAAUUGGGUUUUGAAAGUUACUCUCCUCCUUACCUGGCUCCUAGUACAACUGGAGAUGUGAUUUUAAAAGGUGUCAACUAUGCCUCUUCUGGAGCAGGAAUUUUGACUAAUACCGGCUCAAUUUUUGGUGAGCGUAUUUGCAUGGAUGAACAAGUCAGUUACUUUGCAAAAACUAGGCAAGACAUCAUCUCAAGACUUGGCGCAACAGCGGGUCAAAUACUGCUCAGAGAGGCACUCUACCUUCUCGCAAUUGGCGCCAACGAUAUCUUAUUCCGGCAGGGUAUUACUCAAUAUGUGGAUGAUGUGCUUUCCAAAUUCAAAUCCCAACUCAUAGCUCUUUAUAAUUUGGAUGCUAGGAAGAUUAUAGUGACAGGUUGCGCUCCCGUGGGGUGCAUCCCUUUUGAGAGAGAUGUGCGUUCAUCUCCCGACAGUUGUGUUUCCUCCGUGAAUGCCCUGGCCAAGUUAUAUAACUCUAGAUUGAAGCGCCUGCUCCAAGAGCUUACAACCAAUCUUCCAGGAUCAACAUUUGUUUUUGUCGAUAAUUUUGCAAUAUUCGAGGAUAUCAUGGACAACUAUAGAUCAUAUGGAUUUGAGAAUGUAGACUCUGCUUGUUGUCGAGUAAUUGGGCGGCGUGGUGGUCUGGUCGCAUGCGGACCUUUAUCUCGAGUGUGUCCAGACAGAACAAAGUUUGUCUUCUGGGAUCCAUUCCAUCCAACAGAAUCUGCUAAUCUGAUUGGAGCAAAGCAUGCAUUGGAUGGUGACCGUCAAUAUGUUUCACCCAUGAACAUCCGACAGCUUGCUAAUGCUUGAUCAGUAACCUAUUCAAAUAAUCUGAAUAAACUGUUUCUUUUUUUGGAAAGACGAAUUUAUUAACCUCAUAACCGGCAUAUGUCAUCGUGAGUCUCAUACAAUCUCUAUAAAAUAUUAAAGCAAUGAAAAAUUGAUGACAUCCAAGAAUAACUGAUAAGGAAUCUUUUCGUAAAACAAUAUGUACUA